Cylicostephanus goldi is the source of this 555-nucleotide messenger RNA. The record is from the annotation of a GenBank genome assembly. Lineage: Eukaryota; Metazoa; Nematoda; Chromadorea; Rhabditida; Strongylidae.
AGCAAAGAAAACACGGUGCUUCGCGCGAAGCUAAACGAUCCUCGAAAGGUGUUCACCAUCCCCAAUGCAAUAGAGACAAGGUUUUUCUAUCCGGAUCCUAAUCAGUUUUAUGGUAAUCCAACGACUAUAAUAUUCUUGGGACGGCUGGUCUACAGAAAAGGAGCAGAUCUGCUUUGCGCUAUCAUUCCCGAGGUGUUCACCAUACCCAAUGCAAUAGAGACAAGAUUUUUCUAUCCAGAUCCUGAUCAAUUUUAUGGUAAUCCAACGACUAUAAUAUUCUUGGGACGGCUGGUCUACAGAAAAGGAGCAGAUCUGCUUUGCGCUAUCAUUCCCGAGGUGUGUGCUAGACAUCCAGAUGUUCGUUUUAUCGUUGGUGGAGACGGACCAAAACGGCUAGAGCUUGAAGAAAUGAGAGAAAGAUACCAUCUACACAGCAGAGUCACUUUACUUGGUAUGCUACCUCACAAUAUGGUUAGAGAUGUGCUCGUGAAAGGACAGUUGUAUAUAUGCGAACCGAAACGUUUGAAACGAAAACAUCUGAAACAAAAUUCUUAG